Messenger RNA from Spirometra erinaceieuropaei, 504 nucleotides. The record is from the annotation of a GenBank genome assembly. NCBI's taxonomy places the organism in Eukaryota, Metazoa, Platyhelminthes, Cestoda, Diphyllobothriidea, Diphyllobothriidae.
AUGAAUAUUGCCUUGUUGUCCUUGUCCGCUCACCAUCUCCAUUUCAGCAAUGAGCUAGCUCAACGGCUAGACAACCUUCCAAUCGCUGCCGACGCCGCCGCUGCCGAGAAAGCCUCCGUGGAAAACCACUGGUGUCAACUGCGGGACACAGUCCGGUCGACGGCGCUAGCCGUCCUCGGUCGCGCACGCCGCCAACACCAGGACUGGUUCGAUGGCAACGACACCGUCAUCAGCAACCUGCUCGCCGAGAACCGCCUGCAUAAAGCCUACGUAGACCACCCCCCCCCCGACGACAACAGAGCUACUUUCUACCGCAGUCGCCGCCACCUUCAGCAACGACUGCGCGAGAUGCAGGACGCCUGGACUGCUCGCGAAGCUGAGGAGAUCCAAGGAUACGCGGACCGCAACGAAUGGAAGCACUCCUUCUCCGCGAUCAAAGCUGUCUGCGGUCCGCCGACGAAAGCACCGCUCCUCUCCUCAGCGCCGAUGGCAGUACCCUCCUGA